AUGACUGCAAACGACAGCGGCGAAAAGAACGAAACGGAUCAUAUUUUUUCUCCUUUCGUCUUCACUUGGACUGUAGCAAUAGGGCUGAGAGUUGGAUUAUAUAUAAUCAUUUUUACUGCUGCCAUCUUAGGCAAUGUUUUAGUUAUCGUAACUCUUACUCAAAACAAAAGAAUGCGGACUGUAACAAACACAUUUCUUCUGAAUCUAGCCAUCAGCGAUCUUCUUCUUGGUGUCUUCUGCAUGCCAUUCACUCUGGUUGGAAGUCUGCUGAAAAACUUCAUCUUUGGUGACGUCAUGUGCCGGCUCAUCCCUUACCUUCAAGCCGUUUCAGUGUCCGUUAGCGUGUGGACCCUGGUUUCUAUUUCUUUGGAAAGGUAUUUUGCCAUCUGCCGGCCGUUAAAAUCAAGACAAUGGCAGACAACAUCUCACGCUUGCAAAAUAAUCAUGUUUGUUUGGACAGGGUCCUUUCUGGCGAUGCUUCCAACUGCUGUUCUGAGUAGACUCCUAGAAGUCAAGUCUAGUGGUCGCUACAAGUGUCGGGAGUUAUGGCCACAGAAAGUUCCGGAGCAACUCUUUAACCUCUACCUAGAUGUCAUACUAUUGGUCAUUCCACUGGUCGUCAUGUCUGUAGCGUAUAUAAUCAUUGUUCGGAGACUAUUUUUCGGACUACAGGCUGGUAAUGAAGAAUUCGGCCUGAACCCACUAGGAAAUGGUAGACAAGUAAACAUGGCAACUGAUGGGCAGAAUGAGAGAACUUACAACACCGUUAUUGUUCACAGUCUUCACACAAGGACUAACAUUCAGAGACAUCUUGUUGUAAAGGGAACAACAAAGAAAAGCUACGCAGCUAAGAAACGAGUUAUUAGGAUGUUGUUCGUUGUUAUGGUGGAAUUUUUUAUUUGCUGGACACCUCUCUAUGUCAUUAAUACGUGGUCUAUAUUUGACCCGGUCACAAUUUAUGGAAAACUUGGUACCACUGGAUUUUCAGCUAUUCAACUUCUAGCUUAUAUUUCGUGUUGUUGUAACCCUAUGACGUACUGUUUCAUGCACAAAAAAUAUCGCCAAGCUUUUCUCACUGCCGUGGGAUGCAAAAAGCGAAGAUCAUGGAGAUCUUAUCGGUGGAGCGAUAGUGUCCAUUCAAAUAUUCCACGAAAGAAAAGAAAAAAAAAUGGUCGAACCACUUCCAAGGCCGGACAGAUGAGAAAGGCAAGGAUACAAGAAACAACUGAGGAAGCAGAGGUACAAAAACAAUAUGAUCAUUUUCGAUAUGCACAAGCUGUAGCAGAUGAAUCAACAGAAGAAAAGAACACCCGUCGGGAAUCAAACCGUCUUCAAAGAUCAACUUAA
Messenger RNA from Limulus polyphemus (Atlantic horseshoe crab), 1347 nucleotides. RefSeq names its product cholecystokinin receptor-like. Gene Ontology annotation, biological process: neuropeptide signaling pathway. Gene Ontology annotation, molecular function: neuropeptide receptor activity; gastrin receptor activity. NCBI's taxonomy places the organism in Eukaryota, Metazoa, Arthropoda, Merostomata, Xiphosura, Limulidae. The transcript has 5 exons. The coding region runs from base 1 to 1347 and encodes 448 amino acids. Gene Ontology annotation, cellular component: membrane. The record is from RefSeq and is a predicted model, not a curated record.